UGUUUGUGAAUGUGGUUAUCCACUCUCUUUACAUGCCUUGUGGGAACGACAGGUGAAGAUCCAGGAUGGAGGUUUAUAUCAUGGGGAUUUGCAUCGCAGUAUGUGGAAACUUUCUCAUCAGCAUCUCCUUGAAUAUCCAGAAAUACACGCAUGUGCGGCAGUCGCAGCGAGGGACGAAGCCGUACUACACCAGCCGUCUGUGGUGGUGCGGGAUCCUGCUGAUGGGUUUGGGGGAGCUGGGGAACUUCGCUGCGUAUGGAUUCGCUCCGGCGUCACUCAUCGCUCCUCUCGGCUCUGUGUCCGUCAUCGGGUCACAUAUAUGA
Messenger RNA from Sinocyclocheilus grahami, 323 nucleotides. RefSeq names its product NIPA-like protein 2. The record is from RefSeq and is a predicted model, not a curated record. The transcript is spliced from 4 exons. The coding region runs from base 66 to 323 and encodes 85 amino acids. Lineage: Eukaryota; Metazoa; Chordata; Actinopteri; Cypriniformes; Cyprinidae. Gene Ontology annotation, cellular component: membrane. Gene Ontology annotation, biological process: magnesium ion transport. Gene Ontology annotation, molecular function: magnesium ion transmembrane transporter activity.